UAUAUCUAUUUUUGACCCAGGAAUGUAAGGUAUAGGUUGUGGUUGUUGUCGAACACCCUUGGAUAUUUUGCUGGAGUGAUGGUGUAAUUUUCAUUAAGCUGAUGCUCCCAUUUUACUCUAUGCCUUUUCUUCUCUCACACAGUAAUUCCCUUCUAAUGACUCUAAGGAAAAGUAGUUCUACUCCUGGAAGAGUUGCUACAGCAGAUGGUUAUUCUUUCUCAAAUGUUUGAAAAUCAGGUGUGAUGGAAUGCAGUAAUGCAGUUUUGAAGUAAUUGGGGAUGCUUGUACUCUGCACCCUCAUUCUUGGAUCUAUGGUGCUUUACUGAGUGCAUGUAGAGUCUGGUAACACUGAGACUCUAAUCAAAAGUAUUCCUACUCCUGGAAGAAUUGCUAUAUCGGCUGGUCAAGUUCUUUCAUAUAACAAAAUCAGAACUGAAGACACCAAUCAAAGUAUCUAGAGAGAGUGAGAGAUAAGAGGUUGGUAAGUCAGGGAAGAUUACUGAAACCUUUAAAGAUGGGCUCUUCAGAGGAUAACCAUCCGGAGUUCUUCCGAACUUUUCAUCCAGAUCAUAAUUCUGAGAACCUGAGAAUUCCAGAUGCUUUUCUGGAACAUUUAAGCAAGAAAAUCCCUGAGAAAGUUGUCCUCAGAGAUUGUUAUGAUGACUGUUGGCCUGUUGAGAUUGUUGAAACCGAGGAUGGCAUGUUUUUUCAAGGCGGGUGGUCUAUGCUUGUCUCGAGCUAUCCACUACGAGGAGGAGAAUUUAUGGUGUUCAAAUAUGAUGGACACUCUGCAUUUGACAUAAAAAUUCCAAACUCUCACAAGUCCAAGAAGCAAAAAGUUGCUUCUUCUGUUAGCCAAGAAGAAGCAAAGCUUCCAACAGGAGAGGAAGAUGAAGAGGAAGUAGUCAUGGACCAACCUAUGAAUUCGGCUAAAGGGGGGAUAUUUGGCAGGGGAAGUAACCGUUCAGUCACUGGAUCCCAUGUCAUGAACCUUGAAAAACGAAUAACAGACUUAUUCCCAUCAGACAACCCAUUUUUCGUUACAAAAUUCAAAACUAUCAAUGGAAGAAAGGAUGUGACAAUACCACAAGCUAUUCGAAAGGGCUAUGGUCUAAAAUUUGGGAACAGAAUAAAGAUUCAAGAUCCAAAAGGGAGACUUCAUGAUGGAAAGAUAGCCAUAUGGAAAGAUGGGCGGCACGCAAUCACUAAUUUCUGGAAGCAGCUCUGCAUGUUCAACAAUGUUAUGAAGGACGACAAUGUCAUCUGUGAGUUGAUACCCUCCACCACGAAUACUUGUCGACUGAUCAAAGUUCAAAUUAUCCAUCCUAACACUGAUUAAGACCUAUAUGCAACCAAGUAACGCCUUAUUAUCGGAUGUGCUAUCAUCUUGAUGUUGUUUGGUGCAAUUACAACCUGUUGUACAUCAAGUUUUAUCUAUAACAUCAUGUUGCGUAAUACUUCAGUAUUUUACAUGAGUUAUUGAUUAUAUUACCCAAGGUAGUAAAAUAGAUAGUCGAGUGAACAUUUGCGGUCCUCAUUCUUAGCUGGAGCUGUUUCUAAUCUAGGAAUAUAUUAAUGGUGCAAUUAUUAUUCAUAGUUCUAUUUUUUUGUACAUUUAUCUUAAUAUGCAUGAGGAUGUGACUUAGCCGAGUAUAAUAAAUAAAACACAACUUUUUCUGUCAGAAAUUUUUUUUUUUUUAAAAAAAAAAAGCCUUUAGUAACUUU
This is a messenger RNA of Chenopodium quinoa (quinoa), 1725 nucleotides long. Its product is annotated as B3 domain-containing protein At3g06220-like. The record is from RefSeq and is a predicted model, not a curated record. The transcript has 8 exons. Gene Ontology annotation, molecular function: DNA binding. The coding region runs from base 515 to 1339 and encodes 274 amino acids. NCBI's taxonomy places the organism in Eukaryota, Viridiplantae, Streptophyta, Magnoliopsida, Caryophyllales, Amaranthaceae.